GUGUGGGUGGCCCCAGUACCUGGCCAAACUCACUCCCCCCACCUGGCUCCCCUUCAUCAUGUGUACCCCUGUCUUCUGCCCUGGAACCUGGACAACCAUGUCAAGCUGCCCCCGAGAGCUCUAGGAAGCAGAUCACUAACUUUGCAGCCGGAUGAACCCUGAGCAGCCAGAGGAGACCAGGCUCUCAACACUGCCCCUUGUCCUGCCUUACCAGCUUGGAUCCUUUGACAGGAUCCUCCUAGGCCUCAGACUGGACCCCUGACGAUGGAAUCCUGAAGUGGCCCUGACUUCCAGAGCUCAGUGGCAGACCCCACCAGCACCCCAGGCCCCUCCUGCCCCUCCCACAGCCAGCAGCCCCGCUCUGAGAGGGAGGGGUGGGGAGGGCAUCCUGGUCUCACCCAGCAGGGCGCUUCCAACAUGAUGCUCAACUCUGACACCAUGGAGCUGGACCUGCCUCCCAGCCACUCCGAGACCGAGUCGGGCUUCAGCGACUGUGGGGGUGGGGCAGGGCCCGAAGGCGCGGUGCCCGGUGGUCCCGGAGGAGGCGGCCUGGCACGGGGCUCGGAGCCAGGGGAGCCGGGCCGGAAAGACCUGCAGCAUCUGAGCCGCGAGGAGCGGCGGCGACGGCGCAGGGCUACCGCCAAGUACCGCACGGCGCACGCCACGCGCGAGCGCAUCCGCGUGGAGGCCUUCAACCUGGCCUUCGCCGAGCUGCGCAAGCUGCUGCCCACGCUGCCCCCUGACAAGAAGCUCUCUAAGAUCGAGAUCCUGCGCCUCGCCAUCUGCUACAUCUCCUACCUGAACCACGUGCUGGACGUCUGAGCCCAGCCCGCCCGCGCGCCCUUGCUGCGGGUUCCAAGCCAGCGCUCUGGGGGCGCUGCCUCUUCCACCCCCGCGCCCACGCUUUCAGAGACCCCAGCCCUGGACUCUGUCCGGUGCCGGGGUGGGGACGGACCAUCAGAACCGGAAGGAGAGGAGGCUGGGGUCAGAGUAGGCAGUGGGCUCCUUCCUCCCCGAUCUCCGGCUUUCUGAGCUCGGUUGUCCAGGCUCGGUGGAGGGUUGUGCUCUGGAGAGGCGGGCGGGGGCAGGGAGUGAAGAAUCGCCUGCCAGGGGAAUCUCAGCAGCUAGGAACUGUAGCAAAACUUUCUGUUUCACUCGUGUCCAUCUUGUUCCUGCGGCUCCGCGCAUGCAGCCCUCAGAUGGACUUGGUAGUGAGUGCCUUGCCCUCUCUGAGCUUUUUGGUCACCUCCCUGACUCCUCCCAGCCCAGCUACCCCAGUGUCCUUCCUCCCUGUGUGAUGUUAGAGCUUCCUUCUGGGGUAAGGAACGGCUUCAGCGCCAGACUAUCUGCAGAGGGCCCAGGCCUCGGGUUGGGCGCAGUCUCACGCCUGCCUCCUCCAUCCCAACUUCACGCUGGACGCGUGCUAGCUGAGCCUCGCAAUGCCUCUCCUCUCUGGUGCAAGGAGGCUGCCCUGUGACUGCCCUCCAAACGCUCCAUUCUCCUGGCCCGAGAGGCUGUUUAUCACUUGUGUGCCUCCUUCCCCUAAGCUGCCACCCCAAGGGAAGAGAUACCCCUACCCAGGGCGCUGAGCCCCCAGCUCACUGUAGGGGGCGGCAGCGCAAAGGAGGGGCUAGGAGGCUUCCUUACUGCAUUCCUGUGCUCCCUCCGCCCUCACACCAAACUCCCAACUCCACAAGGAUAUUUAUUUACGUAUUUAUGUAUUUAUUUAUUCAUCUAUUUAUUUAUUUACUUAUUUAUUUAUAAAUAUUACUAUUUAUUGCCGAGUUGUGCACUUUGGGGGUAGUCAUGAGGGGUUCCCCGUGGCUCCAGUGGAACCUCUCUUGCUCCCUCCCUGGUUACUCCUUUCCUUUUCCACCCCCAGCGUGUGUUAGGAUUUCCUUUGCUCACCACAGCUGUGGCCCUCCCUGUCUCAGCCUCCUAGUCCUCUGGAAUAGCUGCUCCCAGCCUCAGCUCCAGGGCCCUUGGAUUUCCUCUGUCAACUCCCUCCAUCCCCUGACAAUCCACCCGGUCCCGUCCAUCUCUCUUCCCUCUCCUGCCUUCCCUGAGACCCUCGCCUCUUCCUAAUACUUCCCAGAGCAGGCUCCCUUUGUCUGCAUCCCGUGUCCCGUGUGCGAGUCCUUCCUGCUACAUUUCACAUAAAAAGAAAAAUUAAAGUGACCUCGUUCUAGCACCA
This is a messenger RNA of Cavia porcellus (domestic guinea pig), 2194 nucleotides long. RefSeq names its product nescient helix-loop-helix 1 (gene Nhlh1). Bases 418 to 822 code for a protein of 134 amino acids. The record is from RefSeq and is a predicted model, not a curated record. Gene Ontology annotation, molecular function: protein dimerization activity; RNA polymerase II cis-regulatory region sequence-specific DNA binding; DNA-binding transcription factor activity, RNA polymerase II-specific. The transcript is spliced from 2 exons. NCBI's taxonomy places the organism in Eukaryota, Metazoa, Chordata, Mammalia, Rodentia, Caviidae. Gene Ontology annotation, biological process: regulation of transcription by RNA polymerase II.